Aspergillus sclerotioniger CBS 115572 is the source of this 852-nucleotide messenger RNA. Its product is annotated as dual specificity protein phosphatase family protein. The record is from RefSeq and is a predicted model, not a curated record. NCBI's taxonomy places the organism in Eukaryota, Fungi, Ascomycota, Eurotiomycetes, Eurotiales, Aspergillaceae. Gene Ontology annotation, biological process: protein dephosphorylation; negative regulation of MAPK cascade. Gene Ontology annotation, molecular function: MAP kinase tyrosine/serine/threonine phosphatase activity; protein tyrosine/threonine phosphatase activity. The transcript has a single exon. Bases 1 to 852 code for a protein of 283 amino acids. Gene Ontology annotation, cellular component: cytoplasm.
AUGACCUUCUCACCAACCACCACCACCAACACCAACCCCAACCCCAACCUCAACCUCACCAACACACCCACCACCACCACCACUACAACCACCAAUCUCAACCCAACCCCCAAACCCUCCCGCCUCCCCCGAAUCACCCCCAUCCUCCCCGGCCUCUACCUCGGCAACCUCCCCGCCCUCCAAACCCCCACCCUCCUGCACGAACACAACAUCACCGCCAUCGUCUCCCUCACCACCUCCCCCUGGGUGCAAGACCCGACUCUCCUCCUGGAAAUCGGCAUCCCAUCAUCUCACCAUAAAUGUCUCCCCGUUCUGGACUCCCUCGUCCAGGACCUCCUACGUCAUAUGUCUGAGAUCUGUGAAUUUAUCGACGAGAUGGCGUGUCCGGAGCUACGAGCUUGCACUACAUUGCCGAAUACCAACAAGGAUGUGGAUGAGAAAGCGGUGGUGACGGGACCAGCUGAGCCUGAAACCAAUGUGAGCGGGGAAUGGGGCGUCCUCGUGCAUUGUGAUUUCGGCCGAUCUCGAUCCGCGACGAUCAUCAUUGCGUACUUGAUGCGGAAGUUCAAGAUUAGUGUGGAUGAGGCGUUGGGGUUUGUGUUGGCCAGACAGAAGGUUAAGCCUAACAAGAGCUUUUUGGGACAGUUGGGGGUUUGGGGGGAGGUGGGGUAUGAGGUUUGGGUGGGUGAGAAUGACGAUGAUGAUGAUGGGAAUAUGUAUGCGUUUGAGGAUAGUGAUGGAGAGUGGGAACGGGGGAAGGGGAACGGGAAGGGGAAGAAGGUGCCGAAGAAGGCGUAUGGGGAGUAUUUGCUUGAUAGGUCGGAGAGGUUGUGGGAGAUGGGGUUUAUGUGA